AUGCCGAAGUACUUUUACUCUUUAAUAGGUGUUAAUAAACGAUUAAAUAAAAUUUUACAUGAUCCAACUUUUACUAGUGUGUUAACGUUGAUAGACUAUUCUGUAGAUGGUUGCAUUUGCUCAUUACCUUAUCCAAUGUUUUAUCGAUUUUGUUCACAAAUUUUACCUCAAAUUUAUCAUAAAAUUCAAUGGCUACAUCUUGAGCUGUUAACUAUGAAUACCAUUCUUCUUUCUGCAAAUUAUCCUAAUUUAUAUGGACUUGGUUUAUAUGGUCUAAAAAUGCAAAAAGUUAAAUAUCUCUUUACUGAUGAAACUUUAAUUUAUAGAUUCAAAAAUCAAAUUUCAUCUCUUGUUAUCGAUAUUGAUGAAAGUGAUGAAGCAAAUUCACUCGAAAUUAUUCGACUUAUAUUUACAUAUAUGUGUGUUACGUUUACUAAUUUACGAUAUUUAAAUUUCGGUCCAUCUUUAAGUGAAUGUCAACAAUUAUCAUUUAGUACUUCACCUCUAGCUGUCUUCUCUUCAACUCUAUCAGAAUUAAAUAUACGUGUGUCUCGUUUUAUUGAUUGUCUUUAUUUACUCGAUGGACGAUUCUAUCAACUCCAUACACUUUAUGUUUAUAUUACUUUCAUUUAUGUACCGUAUGAAACAAUCAAUAAUAAGGUAUAUUAUUUUGAAUAA
Messenger RNA from Rotaria sp. Silwood2, 678 nucleotides. Lineage: Eukaryota; Metazoa; Rotifera; Eurotatoria; Philodinida; Philodinidae. The record is from the annotation of a GenBank genome assembly.